Messenger RNA from Trifolium pratense (red clover), 1835 nucleotides. Its product is annotated as non-structural maintenance of chromosomes element 1 homolog. Gene Ontology annotation, cellular component: Smc5-Smc6 complex; nucleus. Gene Ontology annotation, molecular function: ubiquitin-protein transferase activity. Gene Ontology annotation, biological process: DNA damage tolerance; double-strand break repair via homologous recombination. The coding region runs from base 460 to 1548 and encodes 362 amino acids. The record is from RefSeq and is a predicted model, not a curated record. NCBI's taxonomy places the organism in Eukaryota, Viridiplantae, Streptophyta, Magnoliopsida, Fabales, Fabaceae. The transcript has 9 exons.
AGUAAGUACAUAAUGCCUAAUGGGUUAUCUAUCAGGGUGUGCAAAGUGCAAACCAUGAUUAGCCCACAAUUAAUUAAUCUUUUAGUUCCCGCCAGAGCCAUUCCCAAUUUUUUGACGAGAAAGAUCAAUAUAUAGAUUUUCCCUCUCUUUUCCUCAGUUAUUUUCGGCAACGAUUCAGCUUCUCUAAUCCCUAAUUCCUCCUUUUCCGCCACCACUCUCACGCACCGACACGACACCGUUUUCUUCUUCCCCUUUCCUCCCUCGUUUAUCGUGCCACCUACUCAGGGCUCUCUUUUGCUGUGUUCCUUGGUUGCUUGGUGCAGCUUACAAAGAAGCAAGGAAUAGAGUACUAGUUUUCAUCUAUCUUUAAUGCUGAAAGAGAUUUAGGGCAAAUUUUGAACCCUAAUUUUUCCAAAAUUGACUCUACAUUAGGGUUUCUGAAUUGUUAUUGAAAGAAGUAUGUCGGGUGGGUUAAGCUUGACACACCAUGUCAUAAUUCAAGCUCUCUUGUCACGGGGACCACUCAAGGAGAAGGACUUACACUCCAUGUUUGAGGAUCUCACUAAGAAAAAUCCAGGCACUGAUCGUCGGCUAUUCGAUGCGUUUAUUCUGGCCAUCAACAAGGCCCUUACUUGUGCUAACUUUGAGUUGCGCGGCUGCAUCAAUCAAUAUGAUGGCCAAGUUUAUUAUGGAGUAAUUAAUACUGUUUCUGAUGAACAAUCCAAGCUGGGGACGAAGUAUACAGUUCCACAAAUUGCUUUCUAUAAGGCCAUUAUUGAAGCAAUAGUUCAAGGUGGCACUGCAGAAGGUUUUAUCUCCAGCAUUGAUGCUCUCAAUCUUAAUUUGGAUAGCCAGGCUACACUUGUCUCCAGCUCACAGUCUCAAGGAAGCCAGCAACAAUCUCAAGAAAGCCAACAGCAUGUGCCAUAUGCAUUUAAGAAUUUUACUUUGUCUCAAAAGGACAAAACUCUAAGAGAACUUGCGAAGGACUUGUGGUUGAAUAUGACUGCAGAUGGUAAUGUUAGACUUGGUGUAAAAUCAUUCCUUGAUCUCCGCAGUUGGUUUCGAAGCAAUGAUGUUCCAUCCUGUCAAGUUUGCAAUGAAGCUGGAAUAAAGGCAGAGUUGUGCAAAAAUGAAAAUUGUACUGUACGAAUUCAUCACUACUGCCUGAAGCAACUUUUCUCGCAGAUAAAGGCUGCUAAAGUUUGCCCAAGUUGUGGCACUUCAUGGCCAUUUACAGUACCCAAAGCAGAAUAUGUACAGACUGAAGAUGACAAUGGACCUAGGCAAAGCCAACGAGCUACUGGUUCUAAAGGAAAGAAGCGAAGAGCCAAUAGAAUUGUUGAGGAUGACGGAGUUGGAUGCAGCAAUCAGGAUGAGCUGAAUGAACGUAGAGGAAGCCAGCAUGACAAUGGACGGGCACAAACAACAAGGACAAGAUCAUGUAGAACUCAUGAAGCAGAUACAGUAGGCCCUGGUGCAUCUCAAUCAUCAUCAGCUUUCUCUGAUUUGCCAAGAGUAACCCGGAAAUCUUCUCGCCAGGUCUAAAUUGAUCAUGGGGCCCUGCUGUACCAGGGAAUGCUAGGUGAAGCACUAUAUUUUGCUGCUGGCUAUGUUUUGUGGAGCUUCAUUGAUAUAUAUUAUAUAUUUGUGUUUUUGUAGGUGAUGUAGUUAGCUAUUUUGAGUAGCUAUUUCAAAUUCAGCAAUAUCUUGUUAUGGUAGACUGACCUGUGGCUUGAAACACUAAACUUCUAGCUAGUAAUCUAAAUAUCAGCUUGUAAAUUUGUGUUGAUGAUGUUAAGGUAGAGGCAUUGAUGUUAUGAUCAACUUUGGUA